Molecule: messenger RNA, 1596 nt
Organism: Hyaloscypha bicolor E
Lineage: Eukaryota; Fungi; Ascomycota; Leotiomycetes; Helotiales; Hyaloscyphaceae
Exons: 3
Coding region: 216-1193 (325 amino acids)
Biological process (GO): proteolysis
Molecular function (GO): serine-type peptidase activity
Source: RefSeq, a predicted model, not a curated record
CAUCUCCACCAAAUUCUCCUCCUGGCUCUCCGCCUUCAACACCGGUGACGAAGCCACCAUCCUCGAUUUCUACAGCACCAGCUUCCCCGAGCACAACGCCACCCAGGAAGACGACAUGAGCUUGGCCAAAGGGAUCCUCUCUCCUACCCAACUUGCCCGAAUGGCGAACUGGACCGGCGGCUUCGAGCUCGUGGAUCUCGAGUCCAGCCCAGACGAUGAUACGGCAAUUACUGUCCUGCUGCAGGACAAGACCGAUCACGAAGCUUGACUUGUUCCCGGUUCCGACGCCGCUGAAGAUGAUUCCGCUGGACGACCCGAAGAGAGAACGGUACGAGAAAGGCUUGCAGCCCUUGACGCCGGAACUCAGGACGAAGCUCAUCCAGAACAUCGUGAAGGUGUUGCGGGAACAACACAUCAACGCCGAAGAAGGGAAAGCGAAGAUCGCCAUCCUGGAACGCAAUCUCAGAGACGGCAACUACGAUACCUUCGUAGACAGCAAUGCAUUCCACAUGCGUUUAACCGCCGAUAUCAGAAAUACCAGCAGCGAGGGUGCCGAUGGUGUUUACAUCAAUUUCGGCGAGCCAGAUCUGUUUCGUGAUAACGAAGAAGAGGGGGCCGAGGAGGAUUUUUCCCCCGAUAAAGAUGAGUAUUUUGAGGCAACCGGGUAUGGGUUUGGCAAUGUCUCGUUCGACACCGCUGCGUUACCAGGCAAGACUAUCGCCACACUGCCCAUCGCCCAGCUCUUCGGGCUCGAAGAGCGCGGUGUCCGCGACGCUGCGAGGGCGAAAAUGAACAGCGUGGCAGAAGCUGACGUCUUGAUCCUCGAUUUGCGGAACUGCUUUGGGCUCUUCGCCGAUACUGCCGCUUUUAUACUUUCCUAUAUAUUCGAUGAGCAACGUCCCUUAACAAAGUCAGUCGAUCGCGACGGUAAGACGCAGAACUUCACGGAGACGGUGAAGGUUGAGGAGAUGAGGGCAAUUGGGUGCACGAUUUUUGGGGGCAGGAAACCGGUUUAUGUGUUGACGAACAAUCGGACGAUGCUGCAUGCUGAAAUGAUUGCUUAUUCUGUGCAGAAGUAUGGGAGGGGAGUGGUGGUUGGGGAACAGGAAUCCACCAUGGGAUGGGCGCGUCCGAUGGAGGUUGGUGCAUGUGGCUACGGGGUGGAAUUGGCAGGAUGUGGGCGUGAGGAGUGAUGUUGUGGUUGAGGAGACGGUGGUGGACGAGCAUUGUCGGCAUAAGGCUAGGCUAGCUGCCAUUGAGUUUGAGAGGAACAAGGGGAUUGAGAGGCAGGAUGAGUUGUAGGUUUGAAAGUAGGGCUGACCUGGGAUAUUUACGAUUUGUCGUGAUUUCUUACGGAGUCUGGGAUUGAUUUGAGUUGGAAGAGAGAAUUCACAAAUGGGGUUUAACGGCUGCUAUGAAGUACCAAUCUCAACUCGAUUUGAAGGGUACGGAUUAUUUGUUGUUCUGAGUUGAGGCCAGAUACUUGUAAAACGUACGAAGUACAAGUGAAACGUCAGGCUUCAUUGACGUCACGACUUUUUUUUUCCCACAAAUAUUUCAGCCUCCCAAAUUCCUAAGGUUAAUUUUCGUCCGAAC